Molecule: messenger RNA, 1314 nt
Organism: Durio zibethinus
Lineage: Eukaryota; Viridiplantae; Streptophyta; Magnoliopsida; Malvales; Malvaceae
Product: catalytic/ hydrolase
Molecular function (GO): carboxy-lyase activity; hydrolase activity
Source: RefSeq, a predicted model, not a curated record
GUAUUUCUAAGUCUACGGUCACUCAAUUUACUUUACUACCCAUUAUCGUUAAUUUCAGUGAUGGCAGUAAGGUCAGUGAAGCCUUUGAUUUCAGAAUCCAUGUUCGGUGACUGCCACGCUCGACAAGCCACAUUGGGUACCUUCUACAGGAAAACACAAUUCCAAGCUUCUGCGACAAAAAUGGCAUCCCCUAAAGCAGAAACCAACAAAAAUUCUGUCAAAGCCAAGACCAUCGAUUCACAUUUGCACAUUUGGGCAUCUCCUCAAGAGGCUGCUGAUAAAUAUCCUUACUUUCCCGGGCAAAACCCCACUUUGCCUGGACAUUUGGAUUUCUUGCUCCAGUGUAUGGAAGAAGCAAGUGUAGAUGGUGCACUGAUUGUCCAGCCCAUAAAUCACAAAUUUGAUCAUUCACUGGUGACGAGUGUCCUCAAGAAAUACCCCACCAAAUUUGUUGGUUGCUGCCUUGCAAAUCCUGCAGAAGAUGGAAAUGGGGUUAAGCAGCUUGAAGAUCUUAUUUUGAAGGAUGGUUAUCAAGCUGUUCGCUUUAAUCCUUAUCUAUGGCCUUCUGGUCAACGGAUGACAAAUGAAGUUGGCAAGGCAAUGUUUUCUAAAGCAGGAGAGCUUGGAGUGCCAGUGGGUUUCAUGUGCAUGAAGGGCCUCAAUCUUCAUAUUUCAGAUAUUAAGGAACUAUGCACAGAAUUUCCUUCAACAGUUACUUUGCUUGAUCAUUUGGCUUUUUGCAAACCACCAACAAAUAAUGAGGAAAAGCUUGCCUUCUCUGAGCUUUUAAAGCUCUCCAGAUUCCCACAGGUAUAUGUCAAAUUCAGUGCAUUGUUCAGGGUGUCAAGAAUGUCAUUCCCCUACCAGGAUUUAGUUCCACUUCUCGCUGAAGUUAUCUCAAGCUUUGGAGCAAACCGUGUCAUGUGGGGAAGUGAUUUCCCAUUUGUUGUUCCUGAAUGCGGAUAUAAAGCCGCAAAAGAAGCAGCAUAUCUUAUUGCGAGUCAGGCAUCUUCGUCAUCUUCCGAAGUAGUAUGGAUCAUGGGUAAAACAUUAAUGCAACUCUUUCAAGGUCAAUGGCUUCCUUAGGCAGGCAGAGAAUUUCUUUAAUGUCAAUGAGCUUGUCUCUAGUAAUUUGGAAUUUAGCUCAACUAAUUUAUGCAGUCAUUCUUAAGAAAUGACAUAUAAUAGGUUUGAAAUUCGAAUUCUAAUAUCUAUAAUUUCUUCUAUCUUCAGAUUGCAGCCUUUUUUAUACCUUUCUUUGUAUAAAAAAAAAAAUGACUUUAUCUCUAGUAAUAAGAACAUACUAAAUCUUUA